GCUGCCGCCCCGCGCUGCAUACUUCCUGGAAUGUCCGCGCCGCAGCGUUCCAUCCGCAGAAGGACGGGCGCGGGUUCCCGACGGGAUCGGAACCCGGUGGGUGCGGGUACCAAACGCCACCCAGGCCGAGCACGUCCGUGCCCUGCGGUCACCCGGACUCUGCCGUCCCGUGUCGGAGCCCUCCCAGGGCACUGUGCAGGCGCCGCUCCCUGCCCCGCUGUCCUAAUGGCUGCCGCCGGCUCCGCGCGUGUGGUUGGUGCCCAGGUAACGGCGCGGGAGCCCGAGUCCCCGAGGAUGACAUCCGAAACCUUUGUGAAGGACAUUAAACCUGGCUUGAAGAACCUGAACCUAAUCUUCAUUGUGCUAGAGACAGGCCGUGUGACGAAAACAAAGGACGGGCACGAGGUGCGGACAUGCAAAGUGGCCGACAAGACUGGCAGCAUCAACAUCUCGGUGUGGGAUGAUGUGGGGAACCUCAUUCAGCCGGGGGACAUCAUUCGCCUCACCAAGGGGUAUGCGUCGGUUUUCAAGGGCUGCCUGACGCUGUACACGGGGCGCGGCGGAGACCUGCAGAAGAUCGGCGAGUUCUGCAUGGUUUAUUCCGAGGUGCCAAACUUCAGCGAACCGAACCCCGAGUACGUGGCACAGCAGUCCCAGAGCAAAGCUGCCCAGAACGAGAAUGCAACGCCCACAGCCUCGCAGACUGCGCAAGGCCCCUCUGCACCCUCCCCAGGUAGGCCCGGGCACCGUGGACCUGGUGCAGGCAGGGGCGCUCACCCACCCCCUGCGGCCCCCCACCCCGCCGGCGGCCGCAUCACCCGGAGCCAGCCCAACCACGCCGGUGCUGCCAGUGCCGUCAGCAAUGGCAAAGAGACGCGGCGCAGCAGCAAGAGAUAACAGGCGCCACGGCACAGACAGCAGUGUCACCCCCCACCCCAGAGGGGUGGGGGAGGGGGUUCCUUCCCCCCUGGGCUGAGCAAAACCCCCCGGCCCCACCACUGUGAGGGCAGCCCAAGCCCCACGGACGUUGCCAAAGCCGCCCUGGGUCCCAGGGCUGCCCUAGGGAGCGGGGUGGGAGCAGCCAGGGACCCUCUGAAGGCAUUUGGGUGCCAUGAUGUGAGGUGAGCCAGGGGGUCUCAGCCCACCCCACUGGCUCCCUGGGACCAGGGGCUGUCAGGGCUUCACUACUAUGUGCCAGCUCUGGGUGCCAGGGUCUCUGGGGAUGCCAUGGGCAGAGGUUGGGGGUCUCCUCUAUGCCCACCUGGGGCCCCGUGAUUGCACAGGCGAAUAAAGCUUUUACCUCCACUCUUG
Messenger RNA from Gavialis gangeticus (Gharial), 1311 nucleotides. It is a transcript of the gene NABP2, whose product is annotated as nucleic acid binding protein 2. The transcript is spliced from 7 exons. NCBI's taxonomy places the organism in Eukaryota, Metazoa, Chordata, Crocodylia, Gavialidae. Gene Ontology annotation, molecular function: DNA binding. Gene Ontology annotation, biological process: response to ionizing radiation; double-strand break repair via homologous recombination; mitotic cell cycle checkpoint signaling. The record is from RefSeq and is a predicted model, not a curated record. Bases 31 to 897 code for a protein of 288 amino acids. Gene Ontology annotation, cellular component: SOSS complex.